This is a messenger RNA of Linum trigynum, 563 nucleotides long. The record is from the annotation of a GenBank genome assembly. Lineage: Eukaryota; Viridiplantae; Streptophyta; Magnoliopsida; Malpighiales; Linaceae.
CUGGCGAAGCGAGGCGGUCGUGAGCUGCUGCUGCUGAUCGUCCUCCGCCGCCAUCGCGGCUGGUCAUCGCAAACAUCCAGCUCAUCGAGCUCAGCAGCUCUUCGAGAACCACGCCGCGCUUCUCCAUGGAUUCCCUCGCGAAUCCGUCAAACGCGGCGGCGAGCACGACGGCGGCACCGUUGGACGCGAUGGAAAUCCAGUUCCGCUCACUCUCACUCCCUCAGCUUCCAAUCUUCCUCGACCGCUCCUGGCAGUCGUACUCGUCGAGCAGCUUGCUCGACCUCUCCAGGCGAGAGAGCAUAACGUCAAUUUCGUCGGCGGAGACGGAAACUCGCGGCGUCGGGAUCCUCUCGAUCCCGAACCUCAGGUUCUGAACGCACCAGUCCUGGAUCAUGCUCCUGGUUGGGGACCAGCCGCCUUUCAAAGCUCUACCGCCACAGGCGCCGGCCUAAGCUCCAAUCGUCGGGUCGGGGGAAUAUAGGCCCGAUUGCUGUGAAAAGAUAGGGUGGGUGGCAGGGUGGGGUUGAAACUUUUUUUUUUAAGAAUAAUAUUAAUUAAUAGAU